AUGGCAGAGAACUACCAAAAGAAGGAGCUCCUAGCUCUUAUGAACACGGGCAAUAACAAGCUUUGUGUUGACUGUAAUGCCCCUUCACCUCAAUGGGCCAGCGUGAGCUAUGGCACGUUCAUAUGUCUUGAAUGCUCAGGUGUUCAUAGAGGAUUCGGUGUACAUAUCUCUUUUGUAAGAAGUAUAACGAUGGAUAAAUGGUCCGACGAUCAGUUGAAGAAAAUGAAGCUGGGCGGAAACGAAGCUUUCAAAUCUUUCAUCGAGAAUUACGGACCCGAAGGUGGAUACACCAAAGGAAUGGGUAUGCAGGAGAAGUACAAUUCAUGGGCUGCAAGCCAAUAUCGUGAGAAGCUCGCAGCAGCCUGUGCCGACCCACCUCAAUCAUGGUCCCCUUCCUCUCCUCCACCCGCAUCAGCCGCACCUUCUCGUCCCUCUUCUGCUCAAGCCACUCGUAAAUCUCGUGCUGGCGGUGGCGGUGGUAUAGGCUCAUCCAAUCUCAACCCCAAUCCAACAAUCGGAUCAGCUCAGAAAGCAGAGAACGAAGCUUACUUUGAGCGAAUGGGAAAUACCAAUUCCUCUCGACCUGAUCAUCUUCCACCUUCCCAGGGUGGUCGAUAUCAGGGUUUCGGUUCAUCCCCUGCUCCUGAUGCUUCAGCUCAACAUCCUUCAUAUGCCUUAUCGAGUCAUUCAGCACCUACAUUUGACGAAUUACAACGUAACCCCCUAGGAGCAUUAUCAAAAGGAUGGGGGCUGUUCAGUAGUGCCGUAUCGUCAGCCGCUCAAGAGAUAAAUCAAAGUGUAGUUAAACCUUCAAUGGCUAAAGCAUCUGAAUAUACAUCUGGUGAAAAUUCAGAGGAAUGGAAAAAGUAUUUAUCCCAGGCUUCUGCUCAGGCAAGUCAAGCUUCUCAUUGGGCUACCGCUAGAGCAGGUGAAGGAUGGGAUCAACUGAAUGAUGUUGCUAGACAAAAAGGUGGUGUUGACCUUAAUGAACAAUUGGGUAAAUUAGGUUUGGGAGGUAGAACACCCGGUCAGAGGGGAUAUGGACAAUUGGAGAGAUCUGGUGAUGCCGAAGAUGGAUUUAUAACGCCUCAUGGAGGUGAUGGAGCGGGAGAUGAUUUCUUUGACAGUUGGGAUGAUCAUCCGACGACUUCUGCUGCGGCAACAAGUGCGAAUGCGGGAAAAGGUAAAUCUACGGGUCAAGGUCAAAAGAAGAAAGAUGGUUGGGAAGAUGAUGAAUGGAAGGAUUUUUAG
Kwoniella botswanensis is the source of this 1251-nucleotide messenger RNA. RefSeq lists its product as uncharacterized. Bases 1 to 1251 code for a protein of 416 amino acids. Lineage: Eukaryota; Fungi; Basidiomycota; Tremellomycetes; Tremellales; Cryptococcaceae. Gene Ontology annotation, molecular function: GTPase activator activity. The record is from RefSeq and is a predicted model, not a curated record. Gene Ontology annotation, cellular component: Golgi membrane. Gene Ontology annotation, biological process: regulation of endocytosis; regulation of ARF protein signal transduction. The transcript is spliced from 5 exons.